GCUAGUCAGUCGCUUUGUUGUUGACGUCAGAGCGUUUUAGCAGUGAGGAUGUAUUUCCAGCUGAGGAGGAGUGGAGCUUUUCGGAUCUGUUCUUAAAACUAAUCGAUGGAGGACGAAUUUCAAAAAACCUUGCCACUUGAAAACGCAUCUAUCCUGUCAGAAGGUUCCUUGCAAGAUGGGCAUCGACUAUGGAUUGGUAAUCUGGACCCAAAAAUAACAGAGUACCAUCUUUUAAAGCUACUUCAGAAGUUUGGGAAAGUGAAACAAUUUGAUUUUUUGUUUCACAAAUCUGGACCACUAGAAGGACAACCCCGGGGGUAUUGCUUUGUAAAUUUUGAGACAAAAGUGGAAGCAGAGAGAGCCAUUCAAUGUCUCAAUGGAAAGAUGGCUUUAUCCAAAAAGCUAGUCAUCCGGUGGGCUCAUGCACAAAUUAAGAGGUUUGAUAAUUACAAAAAUGAAAAAGUUUUACCAAUCAGUCUUGAGCCAUCUUCAAGUACAGAACCGACUCAGUCCACCAUAAGUGUCAGUGCAAAGAUUAAAGCUAUCGAAGCAAAGCUGAAAAUGAUGUCAGAAAAUCCAGACCCAGACCUCCCUGGCCAGUCGUCAUAUUCUUAUUUCAAUACCUCUCAGAAGAAAAAGAGUACACCUUACUCAAGAACGUCAUGGAAAUCUAAAAGAUGACACUAUUACUGCUUCAAACUGUCACAGUUCAGACUCUGGGAUUAUAUUCUACUUUGGCGUUUUGUUCAUACAAGUAUGCAAACAUGACGUAAUUCAUAGACUUGGAUACUCUGGAAUACUUUGUAAAUCGCUGAAUUUCCCUUUUCUAAAGAUUUAUUUAGUGUGCAUGUGUCAUUUACAACAAAGUCAUUUUUGUUCUGCUGUGUGAGGAUGUUUAAAAUGAAGUGCUCCAAAACCCUUUUGUAACUCUUUACCGUAAUCUUAACAGUACUGAAAAUAUAGAUCCUCAAUACUAAA
Spea bombifrons (plains spadefoot toad) is the source of this 978-nucleotide messenger RNA. It is a transcript of the gene RBM18, whose product is annotated as RNA binding motif protein 18. The record is from RefSeq and is a predicted model, not a curated record. NCBI's taxonomy places the organism in Eukaryota, Metazoa, Chordata, Amphibia, Anura, Pelobatidae. The transcript has 6 exons. Bases 106 to 681 code for a protein of 191 amino acids. Gene Ontology annotation, molecular function: RNA binding.